GGGUGGGAAGUAUCCCAAAAUGCAAAACCAGAUUUCGGCGAAAAAUCCAAUUUGGGUUCUGAACAACAUCGCGACGAAGGUGGUUCCACCGCCGGAGGUUUUGGUUCCGGAUUUGGCGGAGGAGACACUGGCUUCAGACGUGGCGGUUUAAGCCGUGGCACAGGACGAGGAGGCUUUGGAGGAAAUUCAGGCUUCGGCGGUGCUUCCCGUAGUGACGAGCACGGAUUUGGAGGGGGAAAACGUUUUGGAAAUACCAAUUUUGCAACAGAAGGAAAUAAUGAAGAUUUUGGAGCUGGAAGUACUUCAGAAUUUGGCAAUUCUGGUUUUGGAAGUUCUGGCUUUGGAUCGGGGGGCAAUUCUGGAUUUGGACGUGGUGCAAAUGGAGAAGGUGCAUGCUAUAAUUGCGGGAAAGAAGGGCACCAGUCACGCGAUUGCACUCAGAAUAAAAAAGCUCGGGGUAAAUGUUAUAAUUGCCAGAGUGAAGGGCAUCAGUCUCGUGAUUGUCCUGAGCCACGCAGAGCACGAGAGGAAGGUUUUAGAGGAGGACGCGGAUUUCAAGGUUCUGAGUCGAAUUUUGGUAAAAAUGGUUUUGGAAGCCGCAACAACUUUUCCGGAUUUGGUGCCGGUGCCGAUAAUGGCUUUGAUGGUGGAAGGAAGGGAAGCGGCUUCGACACAGGAUUUGGUAGCGCGGCAUCGAGUAGGUUUGGCGGAAGUGCCUCCACCGGCUUUGGUGACAGCAGAGACGGAGUUUUCUCCGGUGGUGGAUUCGGUGAUCGCGGCGGCUUUAGUGACGCCGAGAGAAGAGAUCGUAGAUGUUUCAACUGCAAGCAAGAGGGACACCGUUCAAACGAUUGCCCAAUGCCAAAAAACCAGUCUUGCUUCAACUGUGGACAAACCGAUCACCCUUCCCGUGAAUGUCCUCACCCGCCGAAUCAUCAGGAUCGUCUCAUGGAUGAACUGCAACGAAAACCUUUGUCGACGUAUGUCCCAAAAGAUGAAGACGUUGAGUUACUGUUCAAAGAACACAUCGAGCAGGGCGAGUUGUUUACGAAAUUGUUUGAAGCCGAAGUGACCCUUAAUGAAGGUGGUCUGCAUGGCAGAACUGAGAGGGGGAAGAAAUUUACGUGAGU
Molecule: messenger RNA, 1130 nt
Organism: Strongylus vulgaris
Lineage: Eukaryota; Metazoa; Nematoda; Chromadorea; Rhabditida; Strongylidae
Source: the annotation of a GenBank genome assembly